Molecule: messenger RNA, 333 nt
Organism: Funneliformis geosporum
Lineage: Eukaryota; Fungi; Glomeromycota; Glomeromycetes; Glomerales; Glomeraceae
Source: the annotation of a GenBank genome assembly
AUGUAUACGGUGUUCGAAAUAAAAAGCAGAAAAGGCGGGGCGCGGCAAAUUAGUAUUGAUAAAGUUAAUGAACUGCUCCAAAUUGAUUAUCAAAAAAAUACUAAACCCGGAAGCAAGAUUGUCUUUGACAAGGUUUUAAGUUGUGAAGGCGAGGAGUUCGGGCAACCUUAUUUAAAAAAUGUGCAAGUAAUUGGAGAAGUAGUUGAACAUCAAGGAAAAAGAAAAAAAAUUGUCAUUGCCAAACGGAAAGCCAAAAAACGUUACAAAAAAAAACAAGGUCACCGGCAAGCAUAUACUUUAAUUAAGAUAGUAGAUAUCGCUAAAUUAACUUAA